Messenger RNA from Bufo gargarizans (Asiatic toad), 1525 nucleotides. Its product is annotated as gastrula zinc finger protein XlCGF57.1-like. The record is from RefSeq and is a predicted model, not a curated record. The coding region runs from base 80 to 1525 and encodes 481 amino acids. The transcript is spliced from 2 exons. NCBI's taxonomy places the organism in Eukaryota, Metazoa, Chordata, Amphibia, Anura, Bufonidae.
CGCUGUCCGGCAGAUACCACCUGGUGACGCAGGGACCCGAUCCCCCCUCAGAUUCCUUCCUGUUAGGACUGUUAACUGGAUGGCUAUGGUUGAGAAGGGGAAGACUAAUUUUACCUCUUAUGAAGUAGAAGAUAAUCAAUCACAGAUUGUCAGUAGUAGAACUGGAAAUAAACCUGGCGAGAUGUCUGCGACUUCUGAUUGUGGGAAACAUAUUGAAAACAAAUCUUAUGUGCACACUAAAAUUCAUAAAGAUAAAAGACCAUUUCCAUUUUUAGAAUGUGAGAAAACUUUUAAUACGAAAUCACAUAUUGUUGAACAUCAGAGAAAUCACACAGGAGAGAAGCUGUUUUCAUGUCCAGAAUGUGGGAAGAGUUUUAAGCGUAAGAAUCAUUUUAUGAUCCAUCUGAAAAAUCACAAAAGAGAGAAGCCAAAUUGCUGUUCAGAAUGUGGAAAAACAUUUGCUCACAAAUCAAAUCUUGUUCAACAUCUCAGAAUCCACACAGGAGAGAAGCCAUUUUCAUGUACAGAAUGUGAGAAGUGUUUUAAUCAAAAAACAAUGCUUGUUGAACAUCUCAGAAUUCAUACAGGAGAGAAGCCAUUUUCAUGUACAGAAUGCUGGAAGUGUUUUGCUGAUAAAUCAAAUCUUUUGAGACACCAAAGAACUCACACAGGAGAGAAGCCGUUUUCAUGCCCGGAAUGUGGAAAAUGUUUUAAUCAGAAAUCAAAUCUUGAUAUACAUCAGAGAACUCACACAGAAGAGAAACCAUAUUCAUGUACUGAAUGUGCGAAAUGUUUUAUAGCUAAAUCAAAUCUUGUUAAUCAUCAAAGAAUUCACACGGAAGAGAAGACAUUUUCAUGCCUGGAAUGUGGGAUUUUUUUUUAUCAGAAAUCAAAUCUUGAUAUGCAUCAGAGAACUCAUACAGGAGAGAAGCCACAUUCAUGUCCUGAAUGUGGGAAAUGCUUUAGUGAGAAAUCAAAUUUAAAUAAACAUCAGAGAAUUCACACAGGGGAGAGGCCAUUUUCAUGCCCGGAAUGUGGGAAAUGUUUUCAUCAACAGUCACAUCUUGAUAUACAUCAGAGAACUCACACGGGAGAGAAACCAAAUUCGUGUCCUGAAUGUGGGAAGUGUUUUACUCAGAAAUCAAAUUUAAUUAUACAUCAGAGAAUUCAUACAGGAGAGAAGCCACAUUCUUGUAUUGAAUGUGGGAAAUGUUUUAGAACUGAAUCACAUCUAGCUAAACAUCACAGAAUUCACAUAGGGGAGAAGCCAUUUUCAUGUCCUGAAUGUGGGAAAUGUUUUAGUCAGAAAUCAAAUCUUGCAAGACAUCAGAGAACUCACACAGGAGAGAAACCAAAUUCGUGUCCUGAAUGUGGGAAGUGUUUUACUCAGAAAUCUGAUUUAAUUAUACAUCAGAGAAUUCAUACAGGAGAGAAGCCACAUUCUUGUAUUGAAUGUGCGAAAUGUUUUAGAACUAAAUCAAAUCUUGCUAGACAUCAGAGAACUCACACAGGAGAGAAUCCAUGA